Molecule: messenger RNA, 6581 nt
Organism: Gallus gallus (chicken)
Lineage: Eukaryota; Metazoa; Chordata; Aves; Galliformes; Phasianidae
Gene: IL17RA
Product: interleukin 17 receptor A
Exons: 14
Coding region: 828-3764 (978 amino acids)
Molecular function (GO): interleukin-17 receptor activity
Source: RefSeq, a predicted model, not a curated record
UCCACAGGAUUCUUUUUUAUUAAGCGUAUGCAUCAAAAGAGGAAUGCCUGCAGCCUAAACACCAUGUAAUUAGUCUCUACAUAAGCUAUGAAGCUAAUGGGACGAUAAUAAGUAACGUAUUACACAUUUACUUUUCAAUCAAACGAAUUUGUUCUAACAACACAGUUAUCAAGCAAUUAUGUUGUAACGCCAGCUGAGUGCUGCAUUGAGCGCCACAGAGUGCUUAGCCCAAGUACGCUGGCAUAAGAUCAAGCACAAGGAGAAAGCAUGCUUUUUUUUUAUUAUGUGUAUAUUUGUAUUCCCCAACUCGCACACAAAUGUUGGAACCUCAAGGUUUGUUGUUAGGUAGUGGUGUUACACACCAGCUGGAGCCAGGAGGUGAUCUCAAGCCGUGGAUGCCACCAUCAGCGUGAAGAGCUGGAGGACAGGACAGGACGACCACCAGAGCUCCCGUACCUCCAGGCUCACGCUUUCGGGCAGUCUUUUGCCACCACGGGUCCCAAGGACGCACGACGCCCUUGGGCUGAUGGUUGGACUAGAUGAUCUCAGUGGUCUUUUCCAACCUUAAUGAUUCUAUGCCCUUGGCUGUUGGUGGAGCACGGCACGCAGCUCGGCUCUGCUGCCGGCUCACGGCGCCUGGGCUUUGUGUGAGAACCACACGGAGGUUUUGGUGGUGAAAGCCACUUGUGGGUGUACCGCAGCGCAAAGAAAGGUGUGAAACUGGGUGAAAGCUGUGAGACCGCCGGCAGCAAGCUCUGCACAGCUUCCUGUGAGCCGGGUGCACGCAGAACUGCCCAGAAAACCUGCGUACAGAACCCUGUGUCGGAAUGCUGCCUAUAGCUACAACACUUCAUUGGCACACGCUCUGCUCAAGACGUUCUCCUGAAGCUGGAGCACGGCACCCCACAAGCAAACCUCUGGGCCCCGUCCCGCAGGCCGCAGCGGAGCAGGCAACCCUCCACCCGCCCCGCCCUCCCCUGGGCCGCACCCCCAGCGGGCAGCGCGGAGCCCCGGCCGCGCCCAGCGUCCCGCCCCGCCGCGCAGCCCCUCCUCAGGUGCGGGCCGGCCCCGCCCCGCGCUCAGGUCGGAGCCCGGAAGCCCCGAGGUUGUGGCGGCGGCGGGGCUAUGGCGGGUGCGGGGCGGCCGGGCUUGUCUCCUCCGCUGCUGUUCCUUCUCGUCCUUCCCGUGCCGCCCGCGGCCGCCGCGCUGCGCUUGCUGCUCGGCGCCGCGCCGCCCUUCACGUGCUCCCAGCCGAUUCAUGUGAUUCUCCAUGGCAUAUGGUCUGUCCUUCUCUGAUGUCAAAAGGAAGAAAAAGGCUUGGAAAAGAUUUAAACUGCCUCGUAGGAAAUAGUACCUGCAUAGAGAGGAGCUGGCUGCAGAAUCAGACGUGGACACCCUCUGCUCCCAGCAGCCUUGAUGUCUUCUCUGAUGUUUUCCGUCAGACAGAUGGAGAGCUGCUCCCGGUGCUUCGGAUAGAGUGGAAGGUGGCCACUGAUGCUAGCAUCCGCUAUCUCCGAGGGGCAGAGCUGGCUGUGAUGCAAGUGAGCAGCAAUCAACAGAUCUGCGCCCAGUUUGAAUUUCAGAACAACUUGCCUCUUCAGGUCCGUCCAGAUGGAGGCCGGUGGAAUUUCACUUUUAACCGCUUUGAGGUGGAACCUGGCCAGACUUACCAAGUGACUGUCUACCACCUACCCAAACUGAGUGUGAAUGGAGACUACAAUUGCAAGUCCGUGUCUCUCACAAUGCCUGAUUGCACGGACACUCUGAUGAAAAGAACCACUCCGUGUAUAAAGACAGGCAGUCUGUGGGAACCCAAGAUCCAAGCCAGAAGUCUAGAUGAUAUAACUCUGCUUGUGAGCUUUAACCCAUGGAGGGAGCCAACCCGAUACCAAAUUCAUGUGACGAGUUUCCUGAAUGAGAGGAAGUGUAAAAUGAUCACACGUGAUGUCACAGAGGGUGAACUGCAACCACAAGCAAAUGUCACAAUCAAAAUGGAGAAGAACUUGAGAGCUUGCUGCACCUACAAAGUACAGAUUCAGCCAUUCUUUGCUAUCUGUGGUACAGACUGUCUGAGGCACUCGACUUUCAUCCCUUGUUCACCAGCUCCAAGUGUGGGCCCAUCAGAUGAUAUGAUGAUAUGGGUGUACUGGUGUAUCACUGGGAUCUGUGUGUUACUUGUGGGAUCAGUCAUAGCAGGUGUCAUUUGUAUGACCAAAAAACGAGGAGGACACGGGCGAGGAAAGUGCAGCCACUAUGAUUUGCAAACUGUACCACCUACCGACCUUCCUCUACCACCCUUAAAGCCUCGAAAGGUUUGGAUCGUAUACUCUGCCGAUCACCUGCUCUACGUGGAUGUGGUGUUGAAGUUUGCUGAGUUUCUGAUGACUGUCUGUGGCACUGCUGUAGCCCUAGAUCUGCUAGAAGAUCAUCAGAUCUCAGAGUUUGGGCCAUUACCCUGGCUCACUCGACAGAAGAAGGAAAUGGAAGAACUGUCUUCAAAGAUCAUAAUCUUAUGCUCACGAGGCACCCAGGCCAAAUGGCAAGCAAUGCUUGGGAGCGCGCCUGUGUGUCUCAAGCAAGAUCAGCAAAAGCCAACUGGAGACCUGUUCACCCCAGCCUUGAAUUUGAUCCUGCCAGAUUUCAAGAAGCCAGCCUGUUUUGGAAUGUAUAUAGUCUGCUAUUUUGAUGGGAUAAGCAGUGAGAAAGAUAUUCCUGAUCUGUUCAAUGUCACAUCCAGGUACCAACUGAUGGACAAGUUUGAGGAUAUUUAUUUUCGGAUUCAGGACUUGGAGAAGUUUGAGCCCGGUCGCAUCCAUCGAAUCCAGGAAAUCACAGCUGAAAACUACAUUGAUACCCCUAGUGGAAGGAAGUUGAAAGAGGCCAUUCAGAAGUUCAGAAACUGGCAGACAGAGCACCCAGACUGGUUUGAGGCUGAAAGCAUCAGCCUGGAUAAUGAAGAAGAGUUGCAGUCCCUAAACAGAGAGAGCCAGGUGGAUUCAUUACUAAGUGAACCAGGUGGAAUUGUGAAACACCAGCUGCACCUACGAGAACCUGACCCUAACUGCUGUUAUGUCAUCAAUCUCCACAUUCGGGAAGGUGAGAGCAGAGGGUGUAAACUACAGCCUCAGCUUAAUCUCUGUGGAGAUCCAGCUUCUCAGACUCUGAUUGAUCCUAUGGAUGAGGCUGCUCCAGUUCAGGUAGUAGAGCCAGUCUCUUUCAUGGAAGACAAAAAUAUACUUGGCCAUCAUGUGCUGAGUAAUGAGGACUGCAUGGAAGGAGUUCCUCUUCUGGAGACAAGUUUUCCAAUGAGGAAUAACAUCAUCCUCCAUGAUGACUGUGAUGUUUCAGCAAUAGAUGAACAGAGUCCUGCAAACCUCUCUGGUGAACUGAGGCACCAUCUGAAUGGACUUAUGUACUCUCUUUAUCAGCAGAGUGUCAUUCCUUCAGAUCCAUGUUUCUGCCAGGAGGAGGCUGACAAGGAGCAUCAGUUGAUCUUUGAAGACCAGUGUAAAGACCAAAGACAGUCAGUGCAGUCAGACCAGGGUUACAUCUCUAGAUGUUCUCCUUUGCCUCCUGAUGACCCUGUGGAAGAGGAGGAGGAGGAUCAGGAGAAUCAGGUGGUUUGUCAUGAACUCUCUCCAGAGGUCUUGAACAGUCUAAAGAGCCUCCAGCAGCAGCUUUUUUUCCAGGACAUUCAACGGAGCUCUGAGUCGGGGUAUCCAGCAGAGCUGAUGAACAUGAGCCCAUCUCCAGAGGACUGUUAGGCUCUAUCUGGGACCCGCUCCAUCUGAAAUACACAGAUGGAAGGUGGUACCACAUCCAGCACUGAAACCGCGUUUCCAACAGCAUCCUUCUCCUUGUAUUACAUGUGACUAAUUGGUGGGAUCUUCCUGUCUGCUGCAGGGAGGCAGGGUUGCCCAGCAGUUGAUUAACAUCUUUGCUUCUAAUCUCUGUAUGGAACGAAGCAACAAAUACUAGCCAUCACUGUGACAGAACAGGCAGUAGUUCUGCUCCUGAGGGACAUGUAUUAUAUUGAGUCCUCACUGCAGAAAAAUUACUUUGGUUCACCCACUAGUGCCUUCAGAACUUUCUCCAACUGUAACAGUUUUAUUGCACUGGACAGAAAACAAAGCCAAGAAUCAGAUUAUAGAGUUAGCAUGGCAAACUUUGCAUUGCCAGUUUGUGUUUUUUUUUAAUAUACAUAUUUUUUAAUAAUGUGUUAAAGAUGUGUGCCUUAAACUUCAGCUAGGUUAGGACUGUCUUUACAUAAUCACAUAAUGGUUUAGGUUGGACCAGAUAAACUGCAGAGGUCCAACACCUCUGGUCAAGUAAGGCAACCUACAGCAGAUUGUCCAGGCCCACUUUCAGGUCACUUUUGAUUCUUUCCAAGCAGGGAGACUCCACAACCUCUCUGGGCAACCCUGUACAUUAUCAGCUGGCACAGUUAAGAAGUGCUUCCUGGCAUUCAGAAGGAAACUCCUGUUUCUAUUUGACCCUGUUGCCUCAUGACCUGUCACUGGGCGCCAAUGGAAGGAGCCUGUCUCUGUCCUCUUUUCUACUCUCCCUUUAUUUAUGCACAUAAUACCUAGGAUAGGAUGAGAGGGAAUGGCCUCAAGUUGUGUCAGGGGAGGUUCAGAUUGGAUGUUAAGGAAAAUUUCUCCUCAGAGAGUGGUGAGGGAUUGGAACAGGCUGCCCAGGGAAGUGGUAGGGUCACCAUCCCUGGAGGCAUUCAAGAAAUGUGUAGAUGUGGUACUAAGGAGCAUGGUUUAGUGGGCAGUGUUGGUGGUAGGUGGAUGUUUGGACUAGAUGACCUUAGAGAUCUUUUCGAACCUUAAGGGUUCUGUCAUUCUACGUAGAUAAGAUGGCCCCUGACCCUUCUCUAGGCUCAACAGUCCCAACUCUCAGCCUUUCAUUGUAAGAGAAAUGAUAUAGUCCCUUAACCAUCUUUGUGUCCCUUCAUUGGACUCUGUCCAGUAUGUCCAUGUCUCUUCUGUACUGAGAAGGUCAGCAGUGAACAUAGCACUCCAGGCGUGUCUUCACCAGUGCUGAGUAGAGGAAAAGCUUUACCUGCUGGCAGUGCUUUGCCUAACGCAGCCCAGGAUACCUUCAGCCUUCUUUGCAGCAAGGGUACACUGCUGGCUCAUGCUCAUCUGUGUCCUCUAGGAUUCCCAGGUCCUUUUCCACAAAGGGCACCCAGCAUGUCCUGCUGCCUGGGGUUGUUACUCUUAAGGUGCAGGGAUUUGCACUUCAUGUUGAACCUGAUGAUGUUCCUGUCAGCCUGUUUCUCUGGCCUGUUGAGGUCUCUCAGAAUGGCAACAAAGGCUUCUGGUGUAUCAGCCACUUCUCCCAGCUUUGUGUCAUCUGUAAGCUUGCUAAGGGUAUGCUUUGCCCCAUCAUCCAGAUUACUGAUGAAGGUGUUAAACAAGACUGGAGCCAGUAUUACCCCCUGGAGUACUCUCCUAGUUACUGCUUAGUUAGACUAAGCCACUAAUUGCCACCCUGUAGGCCUGGCUAUUCAGCUAGUUCUUUACCCACUUUGAUGUGUGUUAAACCAGCUUGUACUUCCUCAGCUUGUUUAUGACGAUCUUACAAGGCACAGUAUUACUGAAGGUAAUUACUGAGUUCUUACUGAAGUGCAGGAAGGUGAUAUCCACUGCUCCCGUCUCUUCCCAGGUUGCUCAUUUCAUCACAGAAGCUUAUUGGUCAAGCAUGACUCUUCCUUGGUGAAUCUGUGCAGACUGAUGGUUAUUUUCUUCAGGAUAAGCUGUUCCAUCAACUCUCAGGGAUCUCAGGGAUCAAAGUGAGGCUGACCAGUCUGUAGCUGCCCGAGUCUUCCUUUUUGUCAUUCUUGAAGAUAGGACAUUUGCUGUUCUCCAGUCUUCAGGCUCUUCUCCCAGUUGCCACGAUCAGUCAAGGAUUAUGAAGGGGGGCCUCACAGUCACUUCUACCAUCUCCCUCAGCACUCAUGGGUGAAUCCCAUCAGGGAUGGGAUGGCCACAAUUUGUGAAUGUCCAGUUUGUUAACAUACUCCCUGACCUUAUCCUGAGCAAAAAUGAGUGUGAGAUGUUCCUUGUGCGAGUAUAGACACAAGCACAGGUAUUACAGGCUAACCAUUGUGAAAACAUCCUAAUAAUAGGUUAUGGAGUUGAUCCUUCCAGAGCAGUGAUGGUAACUGUCAAUUCCAAGAUUGAGUUGGAUGCACUAGGAAGACUUAUUCCAUGCAAGUCAUCCUCUCUUGGCCCAUGUAGUAGCGGACUAGUUGGAGCUGGCAUUUACUGUAGGUAUUGUCACGGUUUCUGCAAGUCCAGCCAGCUGAUUACAGUUCAUGGGAUACAAGCACCUCCAAGCUUUUCUGCUUUGUGUUCAGACAAGCUUGUCAUCUUCCUGUCCUUUUAAGUUUACUUGUCAAGAAAUUUUGAGAUCAUUUUAUUUUGGGUUUUUAAAAGUCUGAUAUCUCAGAAGAUAGUCUGCUCUUUUGACUUGCAACCAAUGUUUUAUUAUGUAUAUUUUAUACUUUUGUUUACGACUUGUUUUUUUUCUUAAAUUAAAAAUAGGAAUGCUUUUGGAUAUAUUUACUUAAA